Messenger RNA from Anopheles gambiae (African malaria mosquito), 15323 nucleotides. RefSeq lists its product as uncharacterized. The coding region runs from base 1774 to 12285 and encodes 3503 amino acids. NCBI's taxonomy places the organism in Eukaryota, Metazoa, Arthropoda, Insecta, Diptera, Culicidae. The transcript has 11 exons. The record is from RefSeq and is a predicted model, not a curated record. Gene Ontology annotation, molecular function: chromatin binding.
UGUCAGUGGACCAUGGUAAAGUGCCGUUUUGUUUGUGUUGUGUGCGCAUGUGUGCGUGUGUGAGAAUUUGUUGGGUUGUCGCAAGGACGAAACAGCUCGCUCGCCCGAUUUUCCGAAAUUGUGGUGCAACGGAGCAUCCGGAGUGUCCGCGGCCGGUCGUAAACGGCGCCGGAAGUGUCCGGCGAUCGUACGGUGUCGGAGUACGAUCAUCCCAAGCGCAAGUGAACAGUUAAAGUGGAAAACAAAUUUUCUUCUGACCCGUAUAAGGGGCGCAUCCCGCAAGAAGCCCUCUGCGGUGCGCCAGAGCGAGAGCGUGUGUGGUGCUCUUUGUGUGCCGUGUCUCGUUCGCUCUUGCGCACGCGCACGCCCAGAGUGUGGAUGUGUAUGUGUGUGUGCUGUUCGAAGCCGAGCGGGGAAAACUUGCAUCGAAGCACAGUGUAGAGUGCGUGUGUGUGUGUGUGCGUGAUUGGUUGAAGUGUGUGUUUUGUGCCGUCGCGGGAGGCUGCGGGCAGCGUGGCCACCUCCCGCAUCUCAUCCGCUGCUUUGAUUGUGCGCUGCGGUUGUCGCUGUGUGUGUCAUGGCGCGUCUCGUAUCAUUCGCGUACGCUGGCAAGAAGAUGGUCCAGGGCGGUCGGUGCGAUCAGAAGGGAGGUGAUAUAAAAUAAACAUCUCCAUUGACGCGAAGUGACAACGCGCGGUGGCUGCUGCGUUGGUGUGCCGCGGCCAAGAAAGGUGCAAGAAGUAUGCCGAAACAAAAGUCAGACCUCCUCUAUCCAUGGUGGUGACAUCGGAAGUGAGUGGUUAAGAAAGCAAGGGAAAGAGGUACUAACCGCGGAAAAGUGUCAUUUCCGCGGAUAGAGAAAAAGAGUUGCGAGAAAGAGAGCAGUGAGCGCAACCCCGAAGUGGUGGUACAAAUUUCAGACCGACGAAUAAUCGUCGCUUGCUACAAUCAAAGCCAAACGCCUCAAAAGGUUCGAAGGAAGGUGAUUUAACUGGUCCCUCGCUGCGUAUCGGGCACAGGGAGGUACAUCGAACGCAUCGAGCAGAUUUUGGUUUCGGUGGAAAAAGUGUUUGCAAUCCGUCUCGAAUACAGCUUCACCGUCGUGUGGUCAAAUCGCGACUCGCAGUUGCGUGCGGGGCGGGCGGGGUGCAUAUGUGCAUCCGGUUGUGCAGCGUCAAAGUGAGCGCUGUUGUGGUGAAAGAGUGAAAGAAAACAAAACGGGCAUGGCAAUUGCCAAUGCUCGACAAAUCUGAAUCCGCUUCUAAGUGAGUGCGUCGGGGCUUUGGUCGAGGCAACAGCUCGGUCUUGGAGUGUGGUGCAAGGGCCCUAAAUUCUCGUACCACGUUCUUUUUUCGGCACUUUCCCAGCCAAUUGUUGCUGUUUACUGAGUGCGUUGUUGCGCCUGUGUUCGUGUGAGUGUGCAUGUGUGUAGGGGCGUGUGUUGCAGCACACGCGGCUUCUUGUUGUUUCUUGUGUGAUUUUACCCCUUUUUUCGAAUCCGUCAUCAUUCCCCGACCUGCCAGCUCGAGGUGCGGUGAAAACGAAGGGAGUUGGGCCUCUCUCUUGCCACAAAUCAUCAUUUCGACAACCCGCAACUCGACAACCGCGCGAGAAAGAUGGCGCCAUAUCAUGGAAUGUAAUCUGUUGGUUCCGCGGCUUAAACGAAUCAUACGCUUAGCACCGGGCGCGUUGAAAACGGAUUAAUUCUACUUAGCCCUUCGUGUACACACACUCUCUUCUUCGUACGAAGACUCUGGCGUUAGAAUUUUCACAAUGAAGCCGAAAAAGCAGCAAACAUCAGCAUCAGGCGAAAAAAAAUCUUCCGGUGGCGGUGGUGCUGUUGCUUUGACCAGUUCAACGGUAGGAUCGACGGGUAAUGCAUCCGCUGGUCCUGUUGGAACGGAUGCAAAAUCUAAUCCUAGCUCCUCUUCUUCGUCUACGGCAUCUGCAAAAAAACCAGUAAAACGUUUACAGUCUAAAACCAAAGAAGGUGCACCGAAUCUAACUGCAGCUUCAGGAGCUGCAGUUUCAAACACCUCGGCAGUAAACAGCGGGGGAAAGUCAACGGAAAAAAUAUCGAAUACUAAUCAACAAUGCUCCAGUCAGCAACACACACCACAAUCCGGCAAAUCAAAAUUCUCGGCUACUGUGUCAAAGAGUGUUUCUGGUGGUGAUUCUCCAGAUUCUUCAAAAAUUGACGCUAAACCCCUUACCGAGUCUGAAACAAUUACGAGCUCAUCGACAACGUGCAUAACUGGAGUUGUGGUGGGAAAAUCGGAAACAUUGGGAUCCUUAGCAGGGAAAGGAAAUAAACAGCAUGUCGCAAAAGCGAAUAAAAUCGACUCUGUUAAUUCACCGACAUCACAAAACACGACUGUUAAAGCGACUGGCAAGGAUUCUGCAAAUCGGUCCAGAAAAUCUACCAAGGAAACAGUGGGCGCUACGAAACGAAACACCGGACAGACCGAAAAAUCUGAUGCCGCUAAACGAAAACUAUCCGACAGUGGUUGUAAUUCGUCGACGGUCUGUAGCGUAGGUGACUUGGGCGAUAAUCGUUCGAUGACAGCUAGCAUUCCUACGUCAUCAUCCAUCGAGUCAAAGCUGCGGGAAAAGGAAAAGAAAAUCCAGAAAGAGUUAAAGAAUCUCGGUGUCCCGGAUAAAACCAUCAAUCAAUCGAUUGACGCGGCGUAUUUGUUAAAAUCGGCGGAGGAAUCUGUGGUCAACCCUUCAAUCAGCGAAAUGGUCAAGACAAAAUCUCGCACCACGGUCGCUCAGGGCAAAUAUGGAGGGGGUGGAGCAGACAACACGGCUGGUACUGGUGCUGUAGGAAGAAAGCCAUCCGUAACAUCAGAAGAGCCAGCGCCGUCGGUGGAAGGGGAAUCGGUAGAAAAAUCAACAAAAGAAUCUAUUUCUUCUGGUGGAAAGUCGAAGAAAACAGUUACGUUGAAAGUGGACCAACAGCCAGCAGAAGGUCAAAAGAAAAUGAGUGGAAAAGGAUCAUCGACGAAGGAUGUGGAUGAGAAACUCGCCUCGAAAUCGACACGGAAGGAUGAUAAGACAACACCCACCUCGGGCUCCGGUGGCAAUGCCGCUGCAGUGAAAACGUCUUCAACUAAGGGAGCGGGUCAGGGUGCCAAGUCUAACAAAAAGGCAAACAACUCAUCCGGAUCGUCCGAUUUGAAGCAAAAUAAGCCCGGUAUCUCUGAGUCUGUAUCAAAAAUCACUGAGCAGCAGAAAAUGGAUGGCACCUCGGAACUUCCUGUUGUCAAACAAUCCGCAGAACAGGAAGGUUCUUUGACCAUUGGUCGGGGUAGUUCAAUUGAGCAAGAGGACCAGGAGGAAAAGAACGAAGAGGUUCACAUUAGAAUAGAUAGCAUAGUGAAAGCACUGGAGCGCGAAGAUAUUGAAACGUCCAGUGCCAUCAAGAAGGAGUCAGCUGAUGAAUCAAAAAAAGAUGGCUCAGGUGAUGGGGUAAUAGCUAUACCGGCUGCACAAAGUAAAAGUCUACAUGAAAUAAAAACUAAAAAGCAGCCAACACCACGCAAGCCGUCAGCAAAGAAAGAUUGCUCAGCCGCCUCUUCAAAAUCGAAGGCAAAGGAAAUGAACGAAAAGAAGAAGGCUGCUGUAGUUGAUCAGGUCUGCAAGAAGGAGGUGAAGUUUCAGGAACAGCCGCCGCCAGCAUCUCCAGCGAAGCGAAAGUAUGCAAAAAAACCAAAAUCUGGUACGGAAGACACUGGAAGUGGUGAAAAACCGGCAAAAAUGGCAAAAUCCACUACGCCAAAGAAGGUGAAUAAUGCUAGCAAAGUGAAACAAGCAAACGUGAAGACAAAUACUAAAACCCACCCAUUGGCAGCAACAGAACCUUCUCUCCCAUUGCCCAGCGUUGUUAAUGAUGAAACAUCUUCGACCGUUCCAUCAAAGGAUAUCAAAGCUAUCGAUAGUUCUUUUGCUGCUAAAGAAGAGGUCGCUAGUACGGCCACUGCAGUUUCCAAUCGCGAUCGUUCGUCGACAGAAAACGAUGACGACGUGCCGCUGCGACAGCUUCAACAAAAACAAAACCCUGUGCAAUCGGUUAUGGAAGCUACUGGAUCGAGCACUGUCAAAAAUUUAGCAAUCAGUCAGCCUUCACAGCCAAAGGAUGGGGAAAAGGCGCAAGAUCAGACUGAAGAGAGAACGAAAGAAGAUUCCUCGGACGUUGGACCGGAAACAAAUGUUCCUCAAAGCGCAAGCGGUCCAAUUCUUGCCGGGUUACUUAAAAGCUCCGGAAAACAAGGAAAGCGCUCGUACGCACGGAAGAAUUCAUCCAGUGGUACAAGCGGUAAAAGCACGAAGGUAUCAGUGAGCAGCGGCCCGUGCUCUGUUCCAGCCGUUCCUGAGGAAUGUCAUUCAAAGGAGGGCAAAUUAGAAAAGAAAGAUGUGUAUGAUUUUGAUGAUUCGGAAAGCGAAAUUGAUGCACCGGUUAAGGCCGGGAAACCCAAUUUCAAACGAAAGUCUUCAGUAGACGUUAGUCAAUCGCGCGAGGAUAUUUCACGGGAUACUACAGAUGACUCACUAACGGCAAAGCCGAAAAUUGUGGAGGGAAAGAAGGAGGAAAUUCGAUCUAAUCCGCCUGGAGCUGGCAGUGAUGGUGAGAGAGAAAAGGCCGAUGAAGACGAUAACAAGAAGCGGAUCGUUCCAUUAAAGAAACAGAAGCGACGCAUAGAAGCUGCACUGUCAGAGACGGUAUCCUCGAUGAAAAAGGAACAAAAAACUGGUGAGUCCUCUGAGUCUGAAAAAGAACAGGACGAUGCGGAUUUGGCAGAGAAGAAGACGAAGAAGAAAGCAGCUACGCUUACAAAAAAGCUCAAACAGGAAGCGAAGGAAGACUUGCAUUCCUCUGCAGAUGAGGCGGAUGACGAUGAUGAGGGUGAAGAUGAUGGCGAAGAUGACGAGGACAACGGCAGCGGCGAUUCUGACGGCUGCUCGUCCACCGAUACAGUAAGAACCCGUAUUGCGAAAAAGCGCCAGUCAGCAAAGAAGCGCAACGUUAAGCUGUACGGUUUUUGGUCGGGUCCUAAACGACAUCGCGUUGCAUCGCUGAACGCUUUGGCCAAGGUACACUGCUUGUAUGAGAAUGAGAUGCGCGGCGCGCUUGAGGCAAGCUUAAUGAGCCAGUCGAGCGGGUCGCGUGUCAUCCGCACGAUCACUAAGGAUGGGGAGCGCAUAAAGAAGGAGCGCAUCUGUCCGGAAGAGGAGAGUGCUGGGGAGGAGAGUCGCUCCGGAGAGACUGUAUCCAGUGAAAUGGCCCCGCAUGGCAAAGGGAAAGAGCCAGAGCACAGUAAAAGCAAGGAACCAGAACGAAAGGAGCCCGACAAGAAGCGUGACGAAAAGAAGGAAACCCCAAAACAGGAAAGGAAGGAGGCGCCAUCCCAUCAACAGAAGCAAGCGGAUGAAGCAGCUCGCGAAGAAGUAAAGCCGAAGGUCAAAGAGGAAGCACCCAAAAAGGACAGCGAUCAAGAUAGUGCGGAAUCGAGCGAAGAGGAACCAGUCGUUAUGAGAAAUCUUCGAUGUGCGCCAGGACUUCGUGGAGCCGGCAAACAUUGGGAUCCCGAUGCUUCCAGUUUGGAGUCGGAGAUCGAACAAUUACCGGAUAGUGAUGAAACGUAUGCCCAGGGUAAGGAUACUGAUCCCACUAGAAAACGCAAGGUGAAAAAGAAGGUAGCGCGUAAGAGUAAGGCUAAAUCCGCGACUAUGCAAACAAAGUCCGAAAAAUCCGAGAAGGACAAAGAGAAGUCGGAGAAGGCGUCCGAAAAGCAGGAAAAAGCACCGAAACCUCCGGGGAAAAAGAUUAAGAAGGAACUGAAAGCCUUGAUGACAGACAACGAGCGCCAAGAAGAGGGAGCAGCCAGCUCGUCGUCAAGUGGAUCGGAGAAAGUGGAAAGUGCAAAAAAUAAACAAGACGAUGUAGUCAAGAAGCGCAAGCGUGAGCCAAAGACCGAAAAGGCCGAGCCUGGUGGAGACUACAAAGAGUACAUUGGCAAGAAACGCAUGGCUAGUCUGAACGCAUCUGCAAUGAUGGCGGCAACCUACGAAGUGCAGCGAGUACUUUACCGUAAUACCGACUCCAGUGACUCGGAAUGCUCGACUGAAAAGGCACCAAAAUCGAAGAAAACUACCAAGGAUUCGAAAGAGCACAAAGACAAUGCGGCCGUGUUGUCGGCAACUAAAGGAGAUACCAAGGAGAAAAAGGAAUCUAUUGGAGAGAAGGAGUUACGAAUCGAUUCAGAUUUGCAAGCAAGCCAGCAGGCCUCAGCAGCGCCGCUUGAUGUCAAACAAAUAGAUAUGUCAGUGGAAUCUAUGUGCUCCAAUCAGCCAUCGACGUCGAAUGCCUUGGGAACAAUAUCAGUCGCUCAGCAGGAAGUGUUGACUAAGAAGAAGAAAGUGGUCAUCAAGACGGAACCGAUGCGCGAUCGUAAGGACGAUCCAAUGGAGGUAAAACGUGAAAUAGAAGAGCCUCGCCCAGUGUCGAGCAAUUUAGUUAUCGCGCAAGACACGGAAGUCACGAUUACCGGUGUGUACGUGAACUCUUCACUGGGAGCAAACCAGGAGGCGUACUGCAAAAUGCAGUACCGUGUGCAGCAAAGCGUUACCGAGGAACGAUUGGUACGACCGGGUGAAGCGCCACCCAAAUCCUACACACCGUUAUCGGCCCUCUCUAGUAUGCGACCACCAAACGAUCAGACUCUAUCAACUCCGCCUCUGUUCGUACAACCAGCGCAAUGUGACUCGCCGCUAGGACCUCCGAGAGCAUUCUAUCCUCCGCCCACGUCCUCAUCCGGCAGCUCAAGCGCAUUCUGUGCACCGAUGCCGCACGACAGUCCAGGUUACUAUCAACCGGCUGGUCCGCUGAUAUCGCCUCACCUACUGGGUCAGCCGCCGUCGCAGCACGGUCCGAAAAGUGGUCCGGAUGGCGAGGCGCUCCUGCAGAGCCCCCAGCAACCGCCCGCGUCUUCUACGGCCGACAGUACGGACAGCGACGUCCUGCUGACAGGUACGCCCGGACGCUCCCCCGCCAACGAUCUCCCGAUGGGGUUCCAUCCCCCCCUCCUGCGCCCACGGGCCGCAGUCGCCGUAGCAGCCGCAGCCGCCGCCGCUGAUGAUGCCGAUCGUUAUUUUCGUUCCGUAUUUGCAGGUGGCGGAGUUGACCUGGGGGGUCAUCGCUCCCAGCCCUACGGUGCAUCCCGGUACGGUCCGGCGACCGGUGCUGGUGGCCCACCGACCAAUCUCUACCCCCGCCCAAUGCAGAUGCACUGUCCGCCGACGUAUCUGCCGCCCGGGUACUACGCACCGUCUCCCUACGGACCACAGCCGCCCCCACCCCAUGGGCCCCCGCCGGAGAUGUACUACACGCACGCCUACUCACCCCACUACUACCCAAAGUUUGCUCCGCCCUACUAUCCGACCUCCCGGCGGUACUACCCCGGGCCCGGACCGGGUCCGGAGCAUCACCUGUACGAGCAGGCACCACCACCACCCAGUAGCGCACAGGGACCGCCGGGACCGCCGCCACCACCGUCCGGGGCACAACUCGUACCUGCUGGACCCCAGGGUCCUCAGCAUCUGGAUCACUAUCCGUACUCGCCAUAUCCAGGGUAUGGUAGUCCAGGGCCCGGCUCAGGUGGCCAGUGUUAUCCUCGCAACCUACAGCACCCGCCGCCACCGCCUGCGUAUAUGGAUGCGCAUUACACAACCAAUUGUCCAUGUCCGAUGCAGUGUCCAAAAAACGUCAAUGCUGGGUCCCUUAUUGGUAUCAAGGCCAGUAAGGGCCCAGUAGCCACAAACAACCAUAUCGUACAAAACCAGCCGAGCACGAGAAUCAGCACUACUACUGAACCGAUCACGAUAUCGUCUAGCUCGUCCUCCUCGUCGGCGUCGUCCUCCUCGUCUCCAGCGCCGCUCGACAUUCACGCACCCGUCGUCGCCACUACGACAGCAGCCACAACCACGCCCGUCCGGCAGAUGGUGGCCGAUGCCGAAACACCGCCAAAUGCUGCUCCCAAGCAGCAACCGCAUCCAUCACACGGAUAUCACGCACAUCACCAUCACGGGGUACCUUUACCGAUGGAAAUGCAUUCACAGGGACCACCGGUCCAUCAUCCACACACGUAUCCGUACCACUAUCACCAUCACCAUCCGGGUCCGCUGCAUCAUACGCCGCAUGGGCCACUUCAAACGGAGGUUACAACGCCACAAAAACCCGCAGUGACUGCAACGUCCACUUCGCCGGUGACUACUACCAUUAGCUCGGCUACCAAACACAGCACACCGGUAUCAACCGUGUCAACGGCUGCCACCACCGGAAUCAAUGCACAUCAUCCAGAGAAGAUGUGCUACAAAACGGAACUACCGAUCAAACCCGAAACCGCGACCGAUCUGCUCUCGACGCCAAUGCACUACGGUAGCCCGUACCAUCAUCCUUACCAUCAUCCAAUGGGCUAUUACCACCAUGCGAAGCUGGCUGAUCUGAAGGAGGAAACACAUCAUGGCACGCUCACGCCACCCUACUCCAUAUCGAGCAAGAUGGCGCUGCUUGAAACUCCCGAUAUGAGCCCGGUUCGGGUGUCAACCGCACUGAACGUGCCUCCCGUGAACGUGCUUGCGAAGGGAGUUGAUUGCAGUGACAAAACACACAGCAAAGAUGACAAACUAUCAGACAUUCCGGUGUCGACGGCGAUCGUGAAGCAGGAAAUCGAAGAGUUUAAGCUCCUGGAACCGCUGGUCGGAGCAGUUUGCAAAAAGGAAGAUUUCGAAGAGACGGGUCCGGCCAUGACACCGGACCUGCUGGAUGAAUCGAUUGUAAUAAAAAAAGAUCGAGAUGAAAUGAAACCAGUCGACAGGUCGAUCUACCAUCCCGAGCACCAUGUGCCGGUCGAUCAUCACCAAUUGCACCACCAUUUGCAACAGGUGCGUGAUUCCUCGCACAUACCGCACCACCUCCAUCACCACAGUGCCAGUACAAAUCUAUUGCAUGGGUCAUCACCGCACCAUCACCACCAUCUGCAUUCGCAUUACAAUGUGCAGCAGCAGCAGCAGCAGCAACAGCCCUUAAUCACCGGUCUGCUAGUGGAGAAGGAUGAUGUGAAAACCGAUGCCAAACUACCUCCGGAUAGCAAGAGUUUACUCACCGAACUCGUGCUAACGACGGAAGCGUCCAUGGUGGAAACGCCCAAAAUGGCGCAAUCGAUUCCAGCAGCGUCGGCGACAACUGCGGCGGCUGCGAUAACAUCAAAGAUGGACGAAGUCUGCAAAAGCACGGCCCAGCAAUUGAGGGGAAACAGUAGUGAUAAUAGUUUUAAUCUUAGUGAUAGCCUAAUCCCCAACGUUGCUGGCGCCUCCGAACAACUGAGCUCAAUAUCAAAGAACAGUGGUAAAGUACAAUCACAUGACAGCUGUGCUGGCAGCCUAGAUCCUCCCUCGCCGGUACCGAUACCGGCGUCGACCGUCAAACGGAGACCGCUGCUGGUGGCAUGCAAAAAAGCAACACCGAAGCAGUCACCUCCCAAUAGCUAUAAGAAUCUGAUCAAACGUACAAAAGGCCUGGAGGACGAUAAUGACCCGCAGCCGCAGUGUCCGGAACCGGUAGAGCUAAGUGAAGAAGAGGAAGAGGACGACGAAGAAGAGGAGGAGGAGGAGGAUGAGGACGAAGAGGACGAAAACGACGAGGAGGAUGACGAUGAGGAAGCGAAUCCGGAGGAAAAGGUUGAGGAUGUGGAAGACAUCGAGUUGCAGGAGCAGCGCCUAGUGCAGGCAGAAAAGCGAGCACUACAAAGCGAACAGUCAGUGGAUCAAAAUGGUCGCAAACAGCGCCUUAAGAAACGGCCGGUAUCGAAACCACGAAGAAAAAGUUGCAGGAGAAAGCUUCUCCGGACACUAUCGGGAGCACCAACUGAUAAGAAACAGCCUAAGACCACACCGGAGGCAGUUAGCUCGGUACGCACACGAUCAGUCAAGCGGUUCUAUCGGGUGUUCCGUUCGAGCAUUGAGUCGCUGAAACGAUUGCCAGUGUCAAUUCGGGAACGAUUGUUGCGUCGAUCGAGCGUAACGCUCCUAUCGAUCCGCCGAAAUGCCCGCAAAAAGUUCUGCAAAUCACAACAGCAGCCGCAGCAGAGUCAGCAACAUUCACCAGCGAUACAAGAAACGAAGGAUAUUGUCUCCCUAUCCGAAACACAGCCAUUAGUGGCGGCUAGUGAAAGUGAGGCGAAUACUACUGCAACAGAGGUCGAAAACACAUUACCUAACUGCUCUGAAUUACUCUCUUCAAAUGAGCUGGAUUUGACAGCAGACACCAAUAACACAGCAUCCGCUGUCCACAAGAAUCAAACAGUAUCGGCACACGCUCCAGUGGAUGCCACAGUUUCAACACUGUCUAAUGUUGAUCGAACGAUCGAUCUCGUGGCAAAAGGCUACUUUUCUGAACCAGAAUUUUUCAGCGGAACAGAUCUGCAAAUCCAUUCGCGGAGUUGGUUAAAGAAACUCAAACAACAGCAGCAGCAAGAGGGACGUUCGCAUUCGGAACAGAGCCGGGGAGCUAAAGGCCGAGAGCGCAACGGGGAAGGCAACAAGAAAAAGUGCAAGUCAAAGUGCUCUCCAUUAGCAGCUGAUGUCACCUUGCCGGAUACCCCAGCGUCCGGCACUACUAAGAGCAAACAUUCAAAAUCUAAGUCUAAGUCUUCUAAAACUACGCCCACGGAGAAGGUGGACUUGGUGACGCCUUCCAAUCCAGAAUGUAAAGAUACUAAAAGUACCAAGAAAACAAGUGCUAAGGAACGUAAAAAGGAUCCUUCAUCAAGCAGGAAAAGAAAACAAAAGGCACAAACGGACGAUGGUGAUGAGGUGCCGCAUGCUUCGAAACGAAGCUCCACUCACAAUCCUGAACCAACGGUCAGUACAGUGGAAUCCUUGUACCAUCGUGCUACCUCGACGCCCAUCCCCGCUCCAAUCGGCGAAGUUGCUUCUGCAUCGGGUCCUGACGAUCGCGAAGAAGAUGGCAGUAAGGCAGCUGCUCUGUUUGACGACAGUGUAGUUACGCUGAUGGAUCAAUCCUCGGUCAUUGAUGAUCGGGAAACGGACUUUGACGAUGCGGCGACCAUGUUGGUGGAGGACGAUGUGGCUAGCGUUGAUACUAACGUGCUCGUAAAUCGACACAACAAUAAUAAUAACAACAACAGUGCUGUCACGGACAAGAACUCUGCGAUUGAGGAACAGCAACGUAUUGCUGCCGUACAGCUCGCUCUAAACGCUCCCAUUCAAGCGAUCAUUGCCGAAGGAAAGGAAGGCAGUGAGCUUGAACCACCUGAAGGUAUGGAGCCGUUCAUGGACGAACCACUGGAAGAGGAGGAGCUGAAGGCAAACGGACAGUUAAAUGCUGCGAACCAUCAACCCGAAGCGACGGCCAAUGUCCUGCAACAGCCGCCACCUUGUCCGUUAGCGGCGCCUUCGCCGGGCGAUCAACCAGCUUUAAACGCGCACUACGACGACGAUUACCGGGAGCUAGAAGAGGAGGAACUGUUGCCAAAGCGAGGAUCAAGUCGUUCGGUCAAGCGGCGGCGAUCGCGAUCGAAGACAAAGUCGAAAAAAUUCAGCACGAAAAAACGGCAUCGUCCGUCGACGCACCGGAACAUUGCGGCUGAGUUAGAGGAGCUGACUGUGCCAAUACAUCCAAGCUCUAGCAUACCGCGCUGGAGUAACGGUUGGACAUGGGAAGGACAACCGUUUCAGGGGAUGGUGUUUUUGAACAGUGAUGAUCCACCUGUACUGAGAACAUGCUAUCCAGCGAUGCGACAUCCCUUGGGAGACAUUGUCAAGCCACGUGACUGCGUAUUGCUAAAGGCGGGCAACAAACGCGCGGAGCUGCCAUAUGUUGCGAAAGUAGCACAUCUUUGGGAAAAUCCCGAUGACGGUGAAAUGAUGAUGUCUUUGCUGUGGUAUUACCGGCCCGAACACACCGAACAAGGUCGUCAGCGUACGGACGGUCCGGAUGAGGUGUUUGCUUCGCGCCACAAGGAUCACAAUAGCGUGGCUUGUAUAGAGGAUAAGUGCUAUGUGCUAACGUUCAGCGAAUACUGCAGAUUCCGAAAACAACUGAAAGGAAUUGAGGAAAAUAUCGAUGAGCAACCAUCGAUCGUGCCUCCGUUGAGGCGCGAAAACCCGCGCCUUCCACCACCGAUCGUGUCCCCAGAGGCGGUACUGUACUGUCAGCGGGUUUACGAGUUCCGCCAUAAGCGGCUCCUAAAAUGCACCUCCUAGUGAAGGUGGGAGUGUGUGCAGCGCACCCAUGCUAGCAAGAGCACGAAGCGGAGUUCGGUCAGUACUACGGCACCGGGAACGACUGCCGGCGUUACUCUGACUAAAGAUGCUACCGACUAACUCACUAUCCGUUCGGCCCCUGAAAGCACACGCUGCACACGACAACUGCUUCUACAUAUCCUGGGUCAAAACGCUCCCUCAAACACACAUACACACACAAACGCGCGCACACAUACUUACACUGCGUGAGGAGCAGCUUCUCCAUAUCCGGAUCUAGUCCUGGACGAGUGGGUACCUCACUGCUGCUGUUCCCUCGAGCCAGUAGUGUUGGUAUGCCCGUUCUAUUUUUUUGUUGCGAAAGCAUAAAUCAGUCACCUUCACUUUCGGGAUAAACUUGCCUCCAACGUUUGUGUGUGAGUGUGUGUAUUUAAUAAUUGUAUUAUUAUAUAUUUAUUACAAAACCUUUGCAUCAUGUGUGAGAUCCGGUUGUAAGGUUUCGUUCUACUUUUCUUUUUCUUCUCUUUCCCGAAAUGUCUGUUAUUUAGUUUGAUGAUUUGUUAAUAAUUUUAUUUGUACAUACACUUACUGCAACACCUAGUGUGUCUUUUUGCUAAUGUACAAUUCAAUUGUAUGUUGCCCUCCCCCCCCCCCCCCUCCCCCCUCCCUAAAAUCACCCAGUAGCCGCAAAAUCGGCCAACAUAGACUCUAAGACAAAUGGUUCCAAAUUAUCCCAGGAUGCGUAAUAGGAUGGACCUAGUGAAAGGUUAACUAGCGUUCGGUCACGUUCCUAUGUGAUGAGCGCGUUCUAGUGUGACAAACACAUUUCCCAGACAAUCCCACACACACACACACACACACAUAUAGAGAAACAAAAGUGGACGUAAGGAAAUGUUGCUAAUGAAUCAACGUUCAAAGGUGUGGGGCGCCAUCCAGGCAAUAAGAAGGGAUAAAAUUAACACAAUUUGAGCGAAUUAUUUGAGAAACUGCAUUUGAUAUUACAACAUUACACUAUAUAUAUAUAGAAAUAUACAUACGCUACGGCAGCCAAUUCCUGGGGCAGGAAGUAUUUCAGAUUAAGCUCUACAGUAUACAGUGUUCAUUGUGCGAAAUGCGGCUUGCCCGUUCAAAGUUUGAAACAAUAACAAACAGGAGGCGAAAACGUUGUACUAAAAACCUGUCGGUUGAUGAUGAUGAUGAAAGAUGAUUAACGUUGAGGAAAGAUUUAAUAGGUAUACAAACAUUUAAAAAGCAUAUUAUAUAUGAUUAUAUACAUACAACCUUAUAUAUAUACAACCAGUAAUGUAGAUGGAACAAAAACAACAACAACAACAAAAACAACAACACAAGCUAAGCGUAAGAAACUAAUUGUUAUUAAGACAGGUUAAGCAUAUACAGUACCUUAUUAUUUAACUGAUAACUUGCUGUAGGAUUGAGAGAAUCAGACAAGACAAGGAAAAGAAAAAGAAACGUAUUGAAAAACAGCAGCCACGAUGGAGCAUAGCUUUUACUGACUGACGCGAAUAAUGCAAUUGAAAAAAAAACAUUUCAAACAAAACAUCAACUGCGCAUAUAUACGAUUGUGGUGCUUUUACCUUAGGGCACCCACCGCAGUACUGCGGCUGGUUGAAGGAUCCAGGAUGUUAGUAAACUACCAACUCCCCAAUACAUACAUUCUACGUUUGGCGAGAUAAACGCGGCAAACGAUGCAUGUAAUUAAAUUAUUGAGAACAAAACAUCACACAGCGACGUUUUUUUAUGUGGGAUUUUAUACUAUUUGGCCUCCCUAUGGUCUAUUAUUGACACUUUUGUUCAAUUUUAUUUGACGCGAAUGUUGUGUUUUCCCUCUAACAUCCAACUGCAAAUGCAUCGAUAAUCGGUAAUGUGCGUCUGUUUUUAUGACUAGCUGAUGUGGAAUCAGCUCCUAUGCUGAUCCUCAGCUAUGUAUGCUGGUUUUCGGCCUCGAGUCAGGAAACGAUUCUUCCUGAACUGGUUUGAAUGCGUAUAUCAAAGCGUUUUAAAGUAAUUGUAAUUGUUCGGAUGGUUCGAAAAUAAAAGAUACAUUUUGUUCUAAAUAUGUUUCACCGGUCAACCAGCUGUUGUAUCGGUACACGAUGGACAGUAUUUUGAACCAUAUGAGCGAACCUCUACGGGGAGCGGAUAGGGAAGCAACACGAAUCAAAAUCACGGGGGGGACUCUUUACCUAAAACUUAUCACGAUACCGACGAUGGGCGAUGAAGAGAAACAGGAAAGUAAAACACGCGGAAAGAGGGAAACAACUAACCAUACCAAAUCAAUAUUAUGCAAAAUUUUAACCAUGUAAGGAUAUUAAAAUUAGAGAAAUUGUUUUGUUUAUUUCAUCGGUUCGAUACGCAGUCGCAGCAAAGAGGCAAAGCAAAUCUAACGAUAGAAGAGUAAAUUCAACCCAGUCUAGAAACGACGAGUAUACAACGUUCAUUCUAUUUUACAUAUAGCAACAUUACGUUUACGACGCGAGUACCGAAGUACGUGCAACUGGGUAGAAUGGCUUAGUAUCUAGCACGAGGUAAUUACCAUUAAUCGGCUGAUUGAUUUGAUCCUCAUGCAGGCUGAAACUGAAAUGUGUCGUUUAAUCUGUCUAGAAGGAAGCUAGCCACUUUGAAGUGAACGCAUUAAAGCAGUGCAUUAACUAACUCAUUCGAUUGUAAUUUUAGUGCAUGGGGAGCAGUGUGCAAGUAGCGCAUUAUCGAGCAUUGAUUGAGUUUUGGUUGCGUUUUGCAAGCCGUUUGCAUAUGCCUAGCCUAAGAAGGAAACCACUCAACAGGCAACACACACAACACCCAUUACGAACAACAUUAGUGUGUUUUAAUGCCAAACGGUGCAAAAUUCGUGGUAGCCUUUUUUUUCGUAGAACUGUUUUAAAGACCGUUCCCAGUGACUGGUAUAGGCGUAGAGAAGAAACGAUGGAAACAAUUUACUACACUAAGUACACACCUAGCUCCUACGUGAACAAAUCAGGAAUCAGGAAAAAUAAAAUAAUACCCCCAAUAAUUAUUUAAAA